Musa acuminata AAA Group (dessert banana) is the source of this 901-nucleotide messenger RNA. RefSeq lists its product as uncharacterized. The coding region runs from base 259 to 699 and encodes 146 amino acids. Gene Ontology annotation, biological process: translation. NCBI's taxonomy places the organism in Eukaryota, Viridiplantae, Streptophyta, Magnoliopsida, Zingiberales, Musaceae. The record is from RefSeq and is a predicted model, not a curated record. Gene Ontology annotation, molecular function: structural constituent of ribosome; small ribosomal subunit rRNA binding. Gene Ontology annotation, cellular component: ribosome. The transcript has 3 exons.
AAUUAGUUGAACCGAUGAUAACUCGUGUCGCUCCCGACGCCGCUCACUCCUCGUUCCCUUUGCGGCGUCCGCCGAGAUCCCAGCCGAGCGCGCCGCCCGAACCAUCCGAUUCCACGGGCUAAGGUCGGCAGUAACCCUUCGGCAACCUACCGCCCCAUGCGAGCACCGACCGUGGAGGUCUCGCCGCUUCAGCCAUAAGACCAGAGGAUUACCAGAGAGAGGAGAGCGAUCGAUCGGAAGAGGAGGAUAAAAGCAGCGAUGCCUCUGUACGACUGCCUGUUCCUGGUGAAGCCUCACGUGCGGAAGGAGUCGCUGAUGGACCUGGUGGCGCGCGUGGGGAUCCAGGCUUACGAACGCAACGGUGUCAUCACCGACGUCAAAUCCUUCGGCACCGUCCAGCUCGGUUACGGCAUCAAGAAGACCGAUGGCCGCUACUACCAGGGCCAACUCAUGCAGAUGACAAUGAUGGUCCCACCCUCAUUUAAUCAGGAACUUCAGUACCUAAACAAGGAAGAUCAUCUACUGCGAUGGCUUAUCGUGAAACACAGGAAUGCAGUAUAUGGACUGGAGUUUAUCAAUGAGGACGAGGGAAAAGAUGAGCUGAGCAUGUUCCGAAGUGGCAGCUUGUUCAACAAGGGAGAUAAUGAGGAUGACGAUGACGAUGAUGACGACGGUGAUGAAGAAUAUGAUGUGGAAUAGACAGCAUGUUUUGUUGCCCAACGGUUAAGCUUUUCGUCGUACUCCAUGAAAAUUUGAAGAAUUAUUUGAGUGGAGGUUGAAGAAUCAGAAAUAACAUGUCCAAGACUAGUCCAGUUAAUGCCAUUAACAAUUAAAUCUUUGUCAUAUAACUGCUGUUCUACUACUGUUCACUAGUAGUUUUAGCAUUUCAUGUCCUCUCUGA